UCAUUUAACAUAAAAUGUCAUUGGAGGCAAAUAGGUUUCUGCUUCGCUUUCCCGCGCGACGACAGUGCCCAAUUGCAGGCUUCAAACCCAGCACACUUCCGUGAAGACUCUUGGAGGAAGGUUGUCCGGCCCCUCGCAAUACCUCUCGGCAGCACCGCCUUGAGUAAUUCCGCCCUAGCCGUUAGUUCUCGUGUUGCCUUCGUUCGUGGAUGGUUUGCCAUUGUGGUGUUUGAAACGGUAACGGCGCUUCUUUACCUCUCAAUUGGAGCCGAGGGGAUGGAGGCGGCGGCGGCGUGGGUGCUGGCGACGGCGUGGGCGGCGGGCAAAGCGCUGCUGCGUUUGGCGGACGGCGUGCUGGCGGCGGUGGUCGGGGCGUCCGUCCUCGAGUUGCUGGCGGUGCCUGCGCUGACGCUGGCCUCCGUCGUGGUGGUGGCCGAGGCGCUGGCGGUGUUGACGACGGUGGUGGUGACCCUGGGCGCGCUGGCGGGGACGGCGGUGCUGGUGUUGGCGGUGAUCGCGUCCAUGAGCACGGCCAUGAGCGUGGGGUUGGUGUUAUUUUCCCCGCACCGAGCAUUCUUUAAGAAAGAGGUAGAGUUGCAGUCUUAUUCCUCCCUUCCUGCUAAUAUGGAACGCUGUUCUCGUGACCGAACAACUCGUCAGGGUCACAUGGUCCUCUGCAACCACCCUAUGCAUUGUUCACCACUAGAUGGCAUUGCUGUGAACCAUAGUCUCCAUCUUAACGCACAUCAAAUUCAACGGAACAAUGAUCGUAAACCUACAUAA
Gryllus bimaculatus (two-spotted cricket) is the source of this 783-nucleotide messenger RNA. The record is from the annotation of a GenBank genome assembly. Lineage: Eukaryota; Metazoa; Arthropoda; Insecta; Orthoptera; Gryllidae.